AUGAAGCACCAAGGAACUGGUGCGGCAACAGAGCCACCUCAGGAUCAGCCUCCACCAUAUGAGGCGGUGCCGCAAGACUUGGAGGGUAUUCGCGUCAACGAUGAUGGUCGCAUUUCGAUCGACGCGAGCUCUCGACUCUGCCGGACUCUGUCCAGACUAAUUCCGACGUCUCCCAACCAAAGCACGCCUCCAUCAGGACCACCACCAAGUUAUGAAGACCUGGUUGUCGCACCACCUAGGUUCAAUCUCAAUAUCGUCAUUCAAAUCGUGGGAAGCCGGGGGGAUGUUCAGCCUUUUCUUGCAUUGGGCACGGAGCUACAACGAACCGGCCAUCGUGUCCGGAUCGCCACGCAUAACGUUUUCGAGAAAUUCGUGGCAGAAGCUGGGCUAGAAUUCUACCCCAUAGGCGGAGAUCCGGCCGAUCUGAUGGCGUACAUGGUCAAAAAUCCCGGUCUCAUUCUUAGUAUGAAGAGCCUGCAAAAGGGCGAUAUCCAAAAGAAUCGUCUGAUGAUGGCGGAAAUUCUUCAUGGAUGCUGGCAUUCAUGUCUGAUGCCUAAUCCUGUUACAAAUACGCCAUUCGUCGCCAACGCAAUCAUCGCCAAUCCUCCCAGCUUCGCGCAUGUUCACUGCGCCCAGGCUCUCGGGAUCCCGAUUCACUUAAUGUUCACAAUGCCAUGGACCGCAACCCGAGCUUUUCCGCAUCCUUUGGCAAAUUUGUAUAAUAUCCAUCCUGAUCAGGACUGGAUCAACCGUGUCUCUUAUUCAGUGGUGGAUUGGCUAUCUUGGCAAGGUCUAGGGGGUGUUAUCAACGAUUGGCGCAAGUAUGAAUUGGGACUGGAGCCUAUAUCGCUAUCUGAUGGUCCCUUUCUCCUGAAGACCCUUCAAAUCCCUUACACAUAUUGCUGGUCCCCUGGUCUUGUUCCUAAGCCACAUGACUGGCCUGCGAAUGCAGAUGUUUGCGGUUUUUUCUUCCGCGACCCCCCCGAUUAUCAGCCCAACUCCGAGGUUGUUGCAUUCCUUAACUCCGGACUUCCCCCGAUUUACAUUGGAUUUGGUAGCAUCGUCAUUGAAAAUCCAGGAAGGAUGACGGAGACCCUUCUACAAGCGACCCAGGAGACUGGUGUUCGAGCCAUCAUCUCUCGUGGAUGGAGUAACCUGAGUGGGCCAGACCUGCCUCAUAUACUUUAUUUGGUCGAUUGCCAACCUGAAUGGCUGUUUCAACAUGUUUGUGCGAUUGUACACCAUGGUGGUGCCGGAACAACAGCCUGCGGGCUGCGAAAUGGCAAGCCAACCACCAUUGUACCCUUCUUCGGCGAUCAACCUUUCUGGGGAGAUAUGACUUCUGCAGCUCAUGCAGGCCCGGAUCCCAUACCACACAAGCAACUAAAUAUACCAAACCUUGUCCAUGCAAUUCGUUAUUGCCUGACGCCUGAAGCAACCCACGCUGCACAGGAUGUCGCAAAUAAAAUGCAGCAAGACCAAGGAGUGAAGGCCGCCGUGGCCUCCUUUCAAAGACACCUCCCACGCCUUACCGAAUGUGAGCUUCUACCGCAAUUCCCAGCAUCUUGGAGAUACAAGAAAGGGAAAAGAACGUACCACCUAUCCAAGGUUGCUGCAGAAAUCCUGGCUGAGAACCACGUGCUAGACCCGAGUAAAAUGAAACUAUACCAAGCAUGCCCAAUCCACAUCGAAAACAAACGCUGGGACCCGGUGACAGGCGUUUCUUCAGCUGGCUUGGGGAUGGCAUUUGAAAUGCUCAAAGCGGGAGGCAAUAUUAUCUACAAGCCCUACGAAGUUUACAAGGGAGGUAGCAGAGACUCUCUAUCCUCGAUACACUCACCGAAAAACUCGCCGCAGCUGCUUUUGCCUGUAUCGUCAAAUGCCGGAGAAAGUUCUUCGUCGCUUCGGAAAGCUCGAUCUAUGAACUAUUUGACAGAGGCCAAUAAGUUAGAGCCAAAGGAGAAAGGCAAAGCUCGCGCGAUGGCUUCAGCCUUGGCUCAGGCCUCGGGAAAAUUUCUGGGAAAGUUCGUAUCCGGUACCAUGGUCGAUGUACCAUUGGCUGCUGCCGAGGGAUUUCGUGUCCUUCCGGGUCUAUAUGGAGGCAAUAUUCAUGACAGUGAUAGGGUUACGGACUGGAAGUCUGGCAUGUUAGCCGGUGCCAAAACCUUCGCUAUUGGUAUGGCUGAAAGCUGUGUUGAUCCGUUCUAUCAACCAUACAAGGGUGCCAGAGACGCAGGCGCUCUAGGCUUUGCUAGUGGGUUAUUCAAGGGAACCUUUGGCGUGAUUGCUAAGAUGGGUCACGCCUCCAUCGGCCUUGUCGCAUACCCUGGGCAAGGUAUCAAGCGAAGCGUUAAAGCUGCCUUCUUUGAGAGUACCCAAAAGGGGAUAGCGACUUCUCUACGCGAGGAUGGCCAAGACAUGGCUCGGCAAUGGAGGGUGAGAGGUUCACAGGACGGGGUUGUUGUUGACAGAUUCAUGCGUAUGGACCGUGAGGAUGAUUCAGAAGAUGACAGUGAUUAUGUGUAG
Molecule: messenger RNA, 2526 nt
Organism: Aspergillus affinis
Lineage: Eukaryota; Fungi; Ascomycota; Eurotiomycetes; Eurotiales; Aspergillaceae
Product: glycosyltransferase
Exons: 7
Coding region: 1-2526 (841 amino acids)
Biological process (GO): carbohydrate metabolic process
Molecular function (GO): hexosyltransferase activity; UDP-glycosyltransferase activity
Source: RefSeq, a predicted model, not a curated record